AUGACUGAAAUUGUGGUUAUUUUAUACUGGAAUGGAAGAGUGUACGAAGGAAAUGAGGUUGAUUCAAGGAGUGAAAAUUACACAAUUUUAGAUGUAUGUGAUGAUGAAGACAUUGACUGUAUGAUAAGUGCUUGUGAAGAACGGCAUGAAAGAGUAGUUGAGUUAUAUGUGGAUAUUGCGGUUGGUGAAACUUCUCAUGUAGGUGAAAAUGACGAAGAUGAGUACGAUGAUGACUAUGAAGAUGAAGGAGAAAUUCCUUUAGAUAGUUCUUCUGAUACUGAUUUGGAAGAUGACUUCGAUUCAAUGAUGACAAUUCCAAACACUGAAAGAAAUAACAUUAUGCAAGGACAAUCUGCAGGUAUGGUCAAAGAAGAACCUUCUGUUCCCGUUUCAUUAAUCCAAGAGGGAAUAAGUGGCCAAUUUGGGUAUUCAGUUUCAUACAAAAAAGCAUGGAAAGCAAAGCAAAAAGCAAUUGUGACAAUAUUUGGUGAUUGGGAUGAAUCUUAUGCAACAUUACCAAGAUGGUUAGAAUACAUGCAAUUACAUGCUCCAGGGUCAGUUUACAAAAUUGAGACCAAUGAUUAUGUGAGAGGUAAUGUAAUGGAUAAUAGAUUCAGAGUCUUUCAUCGAGUAUUUUGGUCGUUUAGGCAAUGUCGUGAAGCCUUCAAGUUUUGCAAGCCUAUAAUACAGGUAGACGGUACCUUUUUGUAUGGUAAGUAUAAGCAAACAUUGCUUAUUGGUACAACUCAAGAUGGCAAUAACAGUGUGCUUCCUAUAACAUUUGCCAUUGUUGAAGGAGAAACAUUAUCAGCAUGGGAAUGGUUCUUAGCCAUGAUCCGUCUAAAUGUUACUGAUAAAACUGGAAUUUGUUUAAUAUCUGAUCGCCAUCAAAGUAUUAAAAGUGCUGUGUCUAAUCCACAUAUUGGGUGGCAACCUCCUAAUGCUUACCAUGUUUAUUACAUUCGUCACAUUGCAAGCAAUUUCAAUAGAAGAUUCAAAAAUUCCGCAAUGAAGAGUAUGCUUAUGAAAUUAGCGUAUACACCUUGCAAGCAAAGAUUUGAAGCUGGUCUUAAUAAAUUUCGUUCGUAUUCUCCUGAAGUUCAAACAUGGAUUGACAACAUAUCAAAGGAAAAGUGGAGCUUGGCUUAUGAUCAUGAAGGGCGGCGUUAUGAUCACAUGACGACUAAUUUGUCUGAGUCAGUGAAUAAAGUUUUAAAAGGGGCAAGAAAUCUCCCAAUUACUGCCCUUGUGAAAGCAACCUAUAGUAGAUUGGUCGAAUAUUUUGUCAAACGGGGUGAAAGCGCAAUCAAUGACAUGAACAAUGGUAAAAGGUAUUGUCGUAAAUUAAUUGAAGCUAUAGAAAAAAAUCAAGAAGAAGCAUCUUCGCAUCAGGCAUACCGAUACCCUUGUUCACAUGUCAUAGCCGCUUGUGUUACUGUAAGUAUAGACUUUUGGCAGUAUGUUGAUCCUGUAUAUACUCUGCAGUAUGUUGUGAACGCAUACUCAUCUCAGUGGUGGCCGCUUGGAAAUGAAGCAAACAUUUUACAAAAUGAUGAAUGGAAGUUGUUGCCUGAUCAAGAUAGAGCACGAGGUAAAGGAAGACUAAAGGCUUGUAGAAUUAGAAAUGAAAUGGAUUGGGUUGAGUCACAACCGCGACAACGAUGUAGGUUAUGUCGACAACCAGGUCAUAAUCAACGUCAUUGUACUCAACAAAGCAAUGCUAACAUUAAUCAUGACUAG
This is a messenger RNA of Abrus precatorius (Indian licorice), 1740 nucleotides long. RefSeq lists its product as uncharacterized. The record is from RefSeq and is a predicted model, not a curated record. Lineage: Eukaryota; Viridiplantae; Streptophyta; Magnoliopsida; Fabales; Fabaceae. The transcript is spliced from 6 exons. The coding region runs from base 1 to 1740 and encodes 579 amino acids.